This is a messenger RNA of Volvox carteri f. nagariensis, 1410 nucleotides long. RefSeq lists its product as uncharacterized. The transcript is spliced from 3 exons. The record is from RefSeq and is a predicted model, not a curated record. Lineage: Eukaryota; Viridiplantae; Chlorophyta; Chlorophyceae; Chlamydomonadales; Volvocaceae. Bases 1 to 1410 code for a protein of 469 amino acids.
AUGUUAUUUUCGUACAGGACAAACGGCGCGUUGGCCGGCAGCCAAGCGACCGCACCCCGAGCCACCACAGCCGCUACCGCCGGGCCCAGAGGUCAAGCUACCGUGGUGCUCAAGUUACGCCAAAGCAACGCGAAGCGGCGCGCAGAGGAAGAGGCAGACGCCGCGCUAGCGGUACCGGCUUCGCAGCGACUACGAUCCACCGCUGCAGCCCCCACCGCCAUCUUCACAAAGCGCAUCGCGAUCGUCUCCCCACCCGGCACGCAAAGCCCAGCGGCCCCAGAGCAACUCGGAUGCCAUCUCGCGCGCCGCUGCCGGGGGCCCGGCGGCAACGGCCAUCGCGGCGGCAGCGGCGGCGGCGGUAAUAUAGGUCCCAGCAGCUUGGCUCGGGUGUACGGCAGUAGACUACGGAUCAGCCAGCUGCCUGAGGACUACGAGGAGUGCUUCGUCGGUUUGGAACCUGUACGGCAACCGGAUCCGGACGAGCUUCUCGUGGCCCAUGUUGGCAGCGCACAGCGCAAGGCGGCGGCAGCUGCUAUUGCUGGCGCUGGCGGUGCACCUCACGCAGACAGCGGCGGCGGCGGCGGCCUGGGGGGAGCACUGCUGGGAACUGUUGGUGUUGGUCAGGAAAUGUCCUUCAUGUUCCCGGGCGUCACACCUGGCGGCGCCUUGGCAACCCUCGUCCCAGGCGCGCCGACUGCUACAGCAGCGGCAGCUCCGGCCGCCACCGUGGCGGGAGGCCUCCUAGCGCCGUUAGGGCAUAUCUCUGCAGGCUUGCCAAUGGCGACGGCUAUCCUGCCGUACACCAGCGCGCCGUACGACGCCGUCGCUGGUACAACGAUGGGGGGCCCGGCGGCGGCGGCGGCGGCGGUGGUAGCGGGUCCGGACCUUAUGCUGGACGCCGACGACAGCACCGAAAGUGAAGAGGAAGAGGGGGACGUCAGCGCUGGCGGCGGCGGACAGAGCAUGGACACGGAUGCUGCGCUGGGGGCCGCCUUUGAUGACUUUGAAGGGAUGGGGCCAAUGACGCAGCCGCCGCGGCCGCAACCACACCCCGGGGGUGACGGUUACGGUACAGGGUUCGGCGGCGGGGCGGUUGGAGCAGGCGGCGGCAUGUUUGGGUACGGCACAGGCGGCGGCGGGUCUCUGGGGUUCGGCGGCAUGGCGUCUGGGUUGCCAGGCAGCGGCAUGGGUAUGGGGAUGAGCAUCAGCGCCGGCGGUGGCGGUGGUGGUGGCUUUGGGACCGGGACGGGGACGACAUCGACGGUGGAUGACGAUGGCUUUGUGGCUGCCGAGCGGUGGAAGAUGAAUUUGGCAUAUGUUUGGAGAAUGCCUGCUUAUGAUGGCUUGAGGGCUAAGUAUGGGAGUGAACUGAUGGGUUUCAAGGGGCGCAGCAUGCGCACCAUCAUAUGA